AUGACCGCUGAACCAUCAUUCACUCUACCAUACUGUGAUGAUUUCCACGUCCACCUCAGGCAGGACGGCAUGCUCAAAGCCACAGUGCCAGCUGUGCGCCUUGGAGGUGUUGAUCGCUGUAUCGUCAUGCCCAACACCUAUCCUCCUAUCACCAACUCUGAGAUGGCCCGAAAGUAUAAGGAGGAGUUAGAAGCCAUCGAUCCCAACGUCACCUUUUUGAUGAUGCUCUACCUAUCUCCCGACAUCGACAUAGACGACCUCGAGGCCGCCAAACGCCAAGGAGUCAUUGGCAUCAAGAGCUAUCCUAGAGGGGUCACGACUGGUUCAGAGUCGGGCGUGGAGUCUUACGACGUGUACGCCUCCGUGUUCGAGAAGAUGCAAGAGCUGGAUAUUUCCUUACAUCUGCAUGCCGAGGUCGAGGCUGCUUGUGUAAUGGAAGCUGAGGAGCUCUUCCUUGAGCAGCUGCAUAAAUUGCACAGAUCCUAUCCCAAGCUGAAGAUAGUGUUGGAACACUGCACGACUAAGGCCGCGGUUGAGGCUGUGAAGGCUUGUGGAAAGAACGUUGCUGCGACUAUCACUGCUCAUCAUUUGGAUUUGACGAUUUCGGAGGUUGUUGGUUGCAAUCACAACUUUUGCAAGCCCGUGCCGAAGCUUCCCUCGGAUCGAGUGGCACUCCGCGAAGUGGUGGCAUCUGGUAACCCCAAGUUCUUCCUUGGCAGCGACUCCGCCCCUCAUCCUCGAGCCAAAAAGGAGGUUGGUAUUGGUGCUGCGGCCGGAGUCUAUACUCAAGCCCACCUUAUACCAUAUCUCGCUGAAACCUUUGACAGUAUGGGUUGUAUUGAGAAGCUGAGAGACUUUACAUGCGUCUUUGGAGCCAAGUUUUUCGGAAUCGAGCUGAAAGCGGACGAUGCAAUCAGACUCGUAAAGAGACCAUCAAUGAUUCCUCAAUUUGUCGGUAGUAAGGAAUCCUUGGGCUGUGAUACUCAGCAAUGGAUAGUCCCCUAUCGUGCCGGUCAAUCCUGUGCAUGGUCUCUCGAGUUUCUAUGA
This is a messenger RNA of Perkinsus marinus ATCC 50983, 1047 nucleotides long. Its product is annotated as dihydroorotase, putative. The coding region runs from base 1 to 1047 and encodes 348 amino acids. Gene Ontology annotation, biological process: pyrimidine nucleotide biosynthetic process; 'de novo' pyrimidine nucleobase biosynthetic process. Gene Ontology annotation, molecular function: dihydroorotase activity. The record is from RefSeq and is a predicted model, not a curated record. Lineage: Eukaryota; Perkinsozoa; Perkinsida; Perkinsidae. The transcript has 8 exons. Gene Ontology annotation, cellular component: cytoplasm.